Aureobasidium namibiae CBS 147.97 is the source of this 3126-nucleotide messenger RNA. RefSeq lists its product as uncharacterized. Gene Ontology annotation, molecular function: guanyl-nucleotide exchange factor activity. Gene Ontology annotation, biological process: regulation of GTPase activity. Gene Ontology annotation, cellular component: cytoplasm. Bases 1 to 3126 code for a protein of 1041 amino acids. NCBI's taxonomy places the organism in Eukaryota, Fungi, Ascomycota, Dothideomycetes, Dothideales, Saccotheciaceae. The transcript is spliced from 6 exons. The record is from RefSeq and is a predicted model, not a curated record.
AUGGCUUACGUCCUCUCUCUAAUGCCCCAGAGUCCUCUGGGCACUCCUUACGACCAACGCAAUUACGAAAGAUCAUGGUCAUCAUUAGGCAGUACAGGUACCGUUCACCAUCGUCGUUCGAGACAGCUGUCCGUCGGAUCCUUGGCCUCUGCAGCUUCGGUGUGUGGUCCAUCAUGGCGUACACCCUCGAACAACAGUACCCCGCUCCGAUCCACAUCAUACUCGGACUUUGAGAACGGAACCUAUCCUGCAGUACUCCAUCGUCCAACCGCUUCGAGCAACAUAUCCCGUCCCGUGAGCGUCCCACCUGCUGUCCCACAACUCGUGCCUCUCGCCUCGCCCCUGCCUUCUCCUACUGAGUCCGAACCGCUUCUCGGAACCCUAGCUUUGAAGAACGAACAUUCAGGCUUGGACCUUGUCGACGAAGAGAGAGGUGACUGGGAAGAAGACCAUGCUUUGCUCGGGUCCGACAUCUACGACAGCUCGUGUCCGAACAUCGAACUUCCCAUUGCCAAUCAAGGCACUGUGGCAUCCUCUCAAUCGAUCCAGGAACCCUUCUCGAGAUGGAUGAACACUCUGAGACUGAAGAAGGCUUCGUACAAGAAUCGCGUUCGUCCGAAGCUUGACCAGCUGUUCCCACACCCUACAGACCACUCCGUUGUCAACUCCCCAGAGCCGUGUGUCAGAGGCCAUCGCAAGUCGGGAUCUUGGGCUUCAUCGUCAAACUUCGUGACGGCCGUCAAAUCCGCAACCAUCACGGUCGCAAGCGCAAGCAUUGCUCCCUUGUCCAGGUCAGCCAGCAAAAUAUCAGGCCAUCCUAGGCUCCAUCGCGGAAGCAGUGGACUGUUCGAGUCAGAGCCUCGAUUCUCGACCGACAGCGGUCGUCCUUCCUUGAGCCUUGUCAUUGAUGAUGCCGCACGUCAAAGAGCAAGGAAACGCCGUGAGAAGAUCGAAGAAUUGAUCAAGACUGAGGAAAGCUACCUCUCGGACCUCAAGGCUCUAAGCAACGCAUACUUUACAUUUCUGCCGCCUACCUCGCCGUUCACAGGACCUCAGACCCGAGCUUCGGCUCGCAGUAAUAUCACCAACAUGCUUCAGCUUCACACUGAGCUACUGGAAGACCUGCACCAGGUGAUCCCGUUCUCAGAACAUGAUCAAGCGAUUGCCGAGACUUCGACACCCAAGCGUAAGCCUUGCCAUAUCAGAUGGCACAGCGAGGACUCGAUACCUGUUCGAGGGCCUCCGCUGGUGACCAGUCAUACGGGCUGGUCAAAUCGUUAUUCGCUCGACUCGCACAAAACUCCGAACCAGGACCCACUUUCUCUGACAUGCACACCGACCACAGCUGCUGAUGUUGGUCGUAUCUUCGCGAAGAACAUUAAACGGUUCGCCUUGUACGAAGAAUACAGUGCAAGGUGUGAGUCGAUGCACGACGAUAUUGAUGUCACUCAAAGAUCGUCUUUCUCUGUCUGGGACUACGAUCGAGCCAUCGAGACGCUCUCGGCUUCUGUGAACCCUGUCAAAAGUCGAGAAGCGAAUCGCAGAAAGGCGCUCAGCAUCAAGGACUUGCUCAUCAAGCCCAUUCAGCGAAUCACACGCUACGAACUGCUUUUCAAGGAUCUCUGCCGCGUCACGCCUUCUUGCGAUGACCCUACCUCGCAUGCAGUUCUGGACGACGUUCUCUACCGCUUGGGCGAGACAUGCCGCAACGUUGAUGAUGCAAAGGAUAACCCAGACAAGCUCCGAUUGAUGGAGAACUCCAGGCUUCUUCAAGAGCGACUUUGCUUUCCAGACAAGAUUCCACGUGAACUUCUUUUCCAGCGUCUCGGCAGACUGUCCCUCUGCGGCACUCUUUACGUCGCCUACCGCAACAAGACCAAGUUCAAUGGAUGCUACAUGAUCUGUGUCUUGUAUGAGUCGAGUCUUCUGCUUGCUUUAUCGGAUCGCCGCUCGUCCAAGUACAAGGUCGUGGUUGGUACCUCACUGGCAUCUACCAGUAUCGAGGACAGCGACAAUGGCAAAGGUCUUCAAUGCCACACAGCACCCUUUACCUGGAAAAUCGUGUUCGAAAGCGCUGGUAAGAUGUAUGAGCUGAUCAUGGGUGCUUGUUCAGAAGUCGAGGAAAGCGUCUGGAGAGACCGUCUCGCUGGUCGAAUUGCUGUCGAGGCGCAGCAUGUUAUCGAAGGCCACAGCGCCCCCAUCGACCUUCAAUCACCACUCACCCGGGAACUUUGCAGCUUCGGCAAAGCUUAUAGCAAAGCUAGAGGCUUUGUUCGCCGACUCUCCGUCCAUCGAACGGCCACAGUGGGACCCAUGGUGGACAGCAACCAAGUCAUCAUUAUGCACACAUCGGCUCCAAAGGAUGAUCUUAACAACUCUUCUACGUCUUCACUGCCUGGACGCUCCAAGUCACUUCCGACGACCAGUGGCGUACCCAUCUUGGCACCCAUGAGAGCAGAGCGUAUCAAAGUGGAGGCUGCAAUGUUUGAUGUAUGGACAAAGGACUCGAUCCCGUAUCCAGGCAUGGGCUCCAGGCGCACGGAGAACAUUUUCAAGGACACAGCCAGUGACUUGCUGCGCAAGCUGAGCAUGGCCAGUAUCGCCAGCAAUUUCUCCAGACGUUCAAUGAGUUAUACCAGUGUCCAUCAGAGUCAUCAAGCACCGGAGAAGCUGGUCAAAGCAAAGCCAGUGCCACGACCUGACACUCUCAAGCCGAAGCGUCCACCUCUUGUCAACUUCCACAAUGCUCCAGAUGCAUUCCUGCCCGAAGACUUCGAACUCCAAGGACCAGACUCAAAGCGUAGCCGUAAGCUUGGAUUGCGAACGUUGACUCUGACAGACCGACCACGGUCACCCUUUUUCUUCACAGAAAACAAGGCACCGGAGAUCAAGCGAGCCAAGAGUACGACACAGGCGCGUGCACCAGCAGAGGUAGAGGUCAAAGCUGAAACGAUCGAGGAAUCGGGUAGGAAGGAUAGCUUGCGACCACUCGAGAGUGAUGUCGCUAACACAAUGGCGAGCGAGGUGAAGGGUGAGACGAAGGUCGUAGAUCCUGAUGUGAUGAAAAAGAAGAGGCCAAGGCUCUUGAGGUAUCUGACCAGCAAGUCUCGGGUCGGUGACGAAUGA